Epinephelus lanceolatus (giant grouper) is the source of this 6760-nucleotide messenger RNA. Its product is annotated as NACHT, LRR and PYD domains-containing protein 3-like. The record is from RefSeq and is a predicted model, not a curated record. Lineage: Eukaryota; Metazoa; Chordata; Actinopteri; Perciformes; Serranidae. Gene Ontology annotation, molecular function: protein binding.
AUGUGUUAUGUCUAAUGAUGUGACAGCGGAUCAUAAGGAAGCACUGAUGGCGUCACAUGUGGAGCUCCUCUUUGGAGUUCUGGAGGACUUGGGGAAUGAGGAGCUCAAGCAUUUCCAGUGGUUCCUGAAGCAGGCUGACAUCAUAGAAGGCUUCCCAGCUAUUCCAAAGAGCCGGCUGGAGAAAGCUGACAGGCAGGACACGGUGGAUCAGAUGGUGCAGACCUACGGCCUUUGUGAAGCUCUGCAGAUCACAGUGGAAGUUCUGAAAAAGAUCAGCAGGAAUGAUUUGGUGGAACAUUUUCAUGAAAGUGGUUCUGAAGCUAACCAGGUUGCCACAGAUGUUGGAGAGACUUCAAAGAUUAAAGGAGCUUCUUCCAUUCAACAGGCACACAAAGUUCCUUGUCCUCCCACCCCUGGUGCUCAAACUGAAGAUUUGUUGGUACCAGUACCAAAGCCUCCACGGUCCAUCAUAUCAUACCAACGCAUGCUCCAGUCGAACCUCCAGAACAAGUACAUGUGUAUACCAGAAGGUUUGUCAAAGACUAAGGAUAAGAAACUUCUUGAUGACAUUUACACAGAGCUCUACAUCAUAGAUGGAAAUUAUGAAGAUGUCAACAGCCAGCAUGAGUUCAACCACAUUGAAGUGACAUCAAGAAAACCUGAGGGAACUGAGAGAUUAAUUCAACACAACGACAUCUUCAAACACCCGUCUGGGAAAAACACACCUGUAAGAACAGUGCUGACCAGUGGGAUUGCAGGAAUUGGCAAAACGUUCCUUAUUUCAAAAUUCAUCCUGGACUGGGCUGAAGGAAGAGCCAAUGAAGAUGUGCAUCUCACAUUCCCCUUCACUUUCCGCCAGAUCAAUUUACUGAAGGGCAGACGGUUCUGUUUGGCAGAUCUCAUUCACAAAUGUAUCAGGGAAACCAAAGACAUCAGUGAGGAGGCUCUUAAUUACAUCUUCACAAAACUACAAUCUUCAGGAAACACCAACUAUGACAAGAGUAAAUUCAAACUUCUUUUUGUGCUUGACGGGCUGGAUGAAAGCCGCAUACGACUUAACUUCAGUUACAAGGAAGAAUGUUCUAUUGAUGAGCCACUGAUGGUUAAUGAUCUGCUGGCAUGCCUCAUUCAAGGGAAACUUCUCCCUUCUGCUCGCCUCUGGAUAACCACGCGACCGGCAGCUGCCAGUCAGAUCCCUUUUGACUUUGUUGACAUCAUGACAGAGGUGAGAGGGUUCACUGAUCCACAGAAGGAGGAGUACUUCAAGAAGAGAUUCGGAGAUGUGCAGACAGUCAGCAGAAUCAUGACCCACAUCAAGAUGUCACAAAGUCUCCACAUCAUGUGCCACAUUCCAGUUUUCUGCUGGAUCACAGCUAAAGUUCUGAAGCAAAUGUUGAGAGAAGAUGAGAGAAAAGAAAUCCCUCAAACUCUGACUGAGAUGUACACAAAAUUCCUUGUGUUUCAGAUCAAGCAGACAGCACUGAAGUAUGACACAGAUAAAAACAUCAAGAUCAUCGAGUCACUUGCAAAGCUGGCUUUUAACCAGUUGGAGAGUGGUAAUCUGAUCUUCUAUGAAGCAGACUUGAACAACAGUGGCAUUCAUCUUAGUGAAGCGUCAGUAUACUCAGGGGUGUUCACAAAGAUCUUCAAGGAAGAAGAUGGGCUGAACGAAGAUCAGAUGUUUUGUUUUGUCCAUCUGAGCAUUCAUGAGUUUUUGGCAGCUGUUUUUGUGGUUCUGUCACUUUGUAAUAACAGAAAGGAUGUGAUGGCUAAACCGCAAACACCUCUCCAACAUCUACAGGUGCUUUUCAGAAAAGCAUCUACCACUGAGAUCUGUAUGAGAGCUGUGGACAAGGCCUUGCAGAGUCCAAAUGGACAUCUCGACUUGUUCCUCCGCUUCCUUCUGGGUCUGUCAUUGAAGUCAAAUCAGGAUCUAUUACAAGGUCUGCUGAAAAAGACAGGAAGCAGUACAGAGACCAACAAGAAGCUAGUGAAGUACAUCAAAAAGAAGAUCAGGGAGAAUCCCUCACCAGAGAGAUGCAUCAACCUCUUCCACUGUCUGAGUGAACUGAAGGACUGUUCCCUGGUGGAGGAGAUCCAACAUUACCUAAGAACAGGAAGCCUCUCCACAGCCAACCUCUCUCCUGCUCAGUGGUCAGCCCUGGUCUAUGUGUUACUGUCAUCUGAAAAAGACUUGGAUGUGUUUGACCUCAGCAAAUACUACAAAUCAGAUGAGGUUCUUAUAAGAAUGCUGCCAUUGGUCAAAGCCUCAAGAACUGCACUACUGAACCAAUGUGAGCUCUCACACCUUUCUUGUAAAGCUCUGGCCUCAGUUCUCAGCUCGCAGUCCUCAAAUCUGAGAGAGAUGGACCUGAGUAACAACAACCUGCAGGAUGCAGGAGUGAAACUGCUCUCUAUUGGACUGCAGAGCCCACACUGUAGACUGGAAAACCUAAGGUUGUCAAGAUGUGAGGUCAUAGAGGAAGGCUACGUGUCUUUGGCCUUAUCCCUGAGCUGCAACUGCUCCCAUCUGAAAAAGCUGGAUCCGAGCUACGAUGAAGAAAGACCAAGAAAACUAAGAAAGAAUCCACUGUCUCUGAAAAAGAGAAUCGGGCUACGUCGACUUUCAUAUCCAUCAUACGCUGAGCUAACAGGGCCAUGCUGUCACAAUGUGGGACAAUACUGCAGCCUGAGAGAGCUGGACCUGAGUAACAACAACAUGAACUUUAAAGGACUAAUGCUGCUUUCUCCAGGACUGGAGAAUCCACACUGUAGACUGGAAACUCUCAGUCUCAGUGGGUGUAACCUGUCGAUGUACAACUGUGUAGAUCUGGCCUCAGCUCUAAGCUCCCAUUUCUCCAGUUUGAGAAAACUGGAUCUGAGUAACAAUGACCUGCAGGAUUCAGGAGUGAACUGGCUCUCUGGUGGGCUGGAAAGUCCACAUUGUAAACUGGAAACACUUAGGUUGUCAGGUUGCAUGGUCACAGCGGACGGAUGUGGUUCUUUGGCCUCAGCUCUGAGCUCCAACCCAUCCCAUCUGAGAGAGCUGGACCUGAGCUACAAUCAUCCAGGAGAGUCAGGAGUGAAGCUGCUCUCUGCUGGACUUGAGGAUCCACAGUGGAGACUGGAGACUCUCAGUGUUGAUCAUUGUGGAGAGUUGAGGAUCUUGCCUGGGCCAAGGAAAUAUGCCUGUGAUCUCACACUAGACCCAAACACAGCUAACAAGAAGUUUUUCCUGUCUCAAGGUGACAAACAGGUCACAAACGUAAGAAAGGAGCAGCCAUAUCCCGAUCACCCGGAGAGGUUUCAAUACAGGUACCAGGUUCUGUGUACAAAUGGUCUAACUGGAUGCUGUUACUGGGAGGUAGAGUGGAGAGGACAAGCUUCUGUAGGAGUGACAUACAAAGGAAUCCAAAGGAAAGGGCGCGAGGAUGACUCUCUGCUUGGGUGGAAUGACAAGUCCUGGUGCUUCAACUGCAGCAAGAACACUGUUUUGCACAACGGAAAAGGCUCAGACACACUUAAAAAUUCCUACCAUGGUUCCAACAGAGUAGCAGUGUAUCUGGACUGGUCUGCCGGCAUUUUGUCCUUCUAUAGAGUCGUCUCUGACACACUCAUCCACCUCCACACCUUCCACUGCACAUUCACUGAACCCCUCUAUCCUGCACUGAGGGUUCUUGGCACAUAUUCAUUUGCAUUACUGUGCACCUCUUAGUGACUGCAUUGAAAAUGUUACUAAAGUAAAAGUAUGCAAAAAGAAGUAGAAAAACGAAAGUCUAGUCUGCAGGAUUUUGUGGAUUUCAUGAGAUUGCAGAUUGCAACCAACUAAAACUUCUCCCCUGGGCCAAGUGUGUAGAGAACUAUGGUCGCAAACACUAAACUCGUGUACCCGUAUCUAGAGCCAGUGUUUGGUUUAUCUGUUAACAAGGUGACCAACUCCAUGCAAGACACGGAGUCGGCCAUCUUGUCUCUAUAGCCUCACCCUAGGUAGAUAUAAACGGCUCAUUCUAAGGUAAAGAAAACAAAAAGAUUCUUAGUUUAAUGUGAUAACAAGCUAAUAAAAACAAAUAUUAUAUACCAAUUUCUGCCAAUUGAUGUCUCUAAAUCCUACACACUGAACCUUUAAUUGUAUUUUCGUUGUGUAAAAAGUCUUGUUCAGUGUUUUUUGUACCAAAAGACCAUCUAAGGAGAAGGAUAUUUAGUUCUUCCAGUAAGUCAAUUUUGUCUUAAUGGUUUUAAGCCUAUUUUUUGCUAGCUAAAUUAGCAUAAGUAUAGGCAUUAUUGCAGGGAACCAUAAUGCACUAUGCUGACAAAGCUAGCAGCUAGAAUUAGGGUUAUGUCCACCCUUGUGCAACCACCUAAAACCUCUCCUAAGUAACAGAACUAUGAUGGCUGACGUGAAUAAGUGAAUGGUUCUAUCUAGAGCCAGUGUUUCGUUUGUGCGUUCUCAGCAACUGUAGAACAACAUGUUGAACUCUGUGGAAAAGGACCCGCUCUGUAUAUAGAUAUAAACUGCUUAUUCUAAGGUACUGAAGACCAGGUUGUUCUCAUAAACAGUUUGUAUGUUUUCCUACGAAAAGUAAUGCACCCAAAUUUGUACAUAUCACACUUAUUUUGAAGGCUGAAAUCACGUGACCAAUGCGCUAAUGGGAGUAAACAAGGAAGCAGUCCCUAGCUGUCUUGUAAGGAGCCCAUCCACUGUAUAUAAAGUUGGAUGCCAUGACAGAUCCCCAAAGGCAAAGCUUAAAAUCUUGAUCACCUCUGGUGGCUGGCUGCAGUACAGGUCAUAAAGCCCACCCUCUCCAUGUUAGUGGAUGGGACAUGGGUCAAACUAAAAACUCAAAGUACACAUCAAGUACAUUUUUCCUAAAAAUGGUUUCUUUCAUUUAAGGUAGUUUUUAUCACGCUGCUGUAUGUUCAAAUGUUUGUUUUUCUUAUAAGUUUGGUUUUAAUUAGUUAUUUAUUGGUAUAAAACAGGGAUUUUACAACAUGAAUGACAACUGUGUGAGCCAAUUGGUGGGCUCGUAUUCAGUGGCGCUGCUUGUGAUCGGUCGGAUGGGUGCAUGGAUGAGAAGUUUAAUACUGCAGAGAUCAUUACUGUGCAGACUCUGGCUCCAAAUGAUGCCACCAGAGCAAGAUGGCAGCUGCCACAUCUGGGUCAUUUUAGCUUCGCCUCUGUAUAAUGGGGGGUAAGCAGAGACACAUCGUCCAUCUUUAUGCAGUCUAUGAAGGAGGCAGGUUGGGUUGGUUGAUGGUUCACACAGAGCUGGACUUACUACUUACUUACUUAUUAUAUUACAUUUCUACCAAUAUAUCACCCUAAAUCCCACACACUGGACCUCUAAAUUAUGAAAAGUAAAAGUACUAAGCAUAUAAAAAUAAUCCCUGUUAUGUAUUAUAUCAUUAGAUCAUCCUAAUGCAAUAAUUUGAAAGCAGCAUUUUACUGAUGUAGCUGGUUGAGGUUAAGCUAUUUUUAAAUGUUUGUAUAUAGGAUAGCGACAAUUGACUAUCUGUAAUACUGAUUGAUCUAUUAAUUAUUUUCUUGAUUCAGUGUUUGGUCUGUAAAUUGUCAAUACAUAGUGAGAAAUGGCAUUCCAGUUCACCAGAGCUCAAAGUGACAUCUUUAAAUUUCUUCUGUCCAACCAAACAGUCCAAAUCAUUCAGCUUACUGUAAUUUUAGAAGGAGAAUUUUAGAAGAAAAUGCAGUCAUUUUUUUUUUACAUUCAGGGAGCUAGAACCAUUAGAUAAUUGUAAUUUUUGCAUGAACUAAAUGCAGCCCAAUCACCAGAAAUAAUGUUGCCUUUGUAUGUUUUUGCAAACCACAGAUAUGUUACAUUUGCACAUUAUUGUGUAGCAAUUAGGUUGAAACUUGACAUUUCAAGAAUGCUGUGGUUAACACGUGGUUAGGUUUAGGCACAAAAACCACUAGUUACGAAAAGAUCACAUUUGGGGGUCACAAUCCGGGCAGGGAAAAUAGCAAUGUCUCAGGAAAAAACAGCCACUUUUUUGGCCUAAAAAAGCUGCUGAAAACACAGCAAUGACUUACUAAAUCCAACUUUUUUUGUUUGUUGGUCUCAAACAGUGAUCUGCAGUGGUAUGCAGCGUGGCUCAUUUUUGCCACUUCCCAAUGACAAAGUCAGCUCCAAUACUAUCUCACUUUAGAAACACUGAAAUGUGUAAGUGUAACAUCAGUGGUUUCCAGAAACGUACAAUGCUAGUAUUGUCUUCUGGUGAAGGAACUGGGGAUAGAAUGUCUGUAAAAUCUGAUUCAAUUAAAUGCUGAUUAAACAGAGGUUUUCAUCAUCGGCCCACAUACACAGAUUAAGCGCCAUAAUGUGGAUCCAUUGUUAACAACAUGAAGCUUGUGGUGAAAAACUUGGGAGUAUUUAAAUUAUGAUUUUACAGAUUUACAGAUUUUACAGUUAUAAGUUUUACAUACAUAGUCCCUACAUACUUUUGUUGCAUGCCUUUUAUGCCUGACAUCUUAUUAUGUUUUACAUGCUGCACAGAUUUCUAUUCUAUAUCUGAUUUAUUGUUCUCUGCCAUGUUGAUUUUAUUGAUUGAUUUUGUUUGUUAAUAUUGUUUAAGGACAUUUUUAAGUGUUUAUCAGUGUAAAAGAUUUGCUUCACCAACUUUUGAUAUUCAUUAUCUGUUUAUACAGCAGCCUCUGGGUGUACACAGGAGAAGCUGAAACCAUAUAUUUCACAUUUUUAUAUUGUUUAUAAAUACUCAAAUAAAUGCCUACAUUUUCUAAAAUGGA